Messenger RNA from Pezoporus flaviventris, 2421 nucleotides. It is a transcript of the gene KIF3A, whose product is annotated as kinesin family member 3A. Gene Ontology annotation, molecular function: ATP binding; microtubule binding; microtubule motor activity. The transcript is spliced from 19 exons. The record is from RefSeq and is a predicted model, not a curated record. The coding region runs from base 19 to 2211 and encodes 730 amino acids. Gene Ontology annotation, biological process: microtubule-based movement. Lineage: Eukaryota; Metazoa; Chordata; Aves; Psittaciformes; Psittacidae.
GCCGCCGCUGCCGCCGCCAUGCCGAUCAACAAGCCUGAGAAGCUGGACAAGCCAGAGAGCUGCGAUAAUGUCAAGGUCGUGGUUCGGUGCCGGCCUCUUAAUGAACGAGAGAAAGCCACAGGCUACAAAAUGGCAGUGAAUGUGGAUGAAAUGAGAGGAACUAUAACUGUUCAUAAAACAGACUCAUCCAAUGAGCCUCCCAAGACAUUUACAUUUGACACGGUGUUUGGACCAGAGAGUAAACAGCUGGAUGUCUAUAAUUUAACUGCAAGACCUAUAAUUGACUUUGUCCUAGAAGGAUAUAAUGGUACUAUUUUUGCAUAUGGGCAGACUGGAACAGGCAAAACCUUCACCAUGGAAGGGGUCCGAGCAGUUCCUGAGCUUCGAGGCAUCAUUCCCAAUUCCUUUGCCCAUAUAUUUGGUCACAUUGCCAAGGCAGAGGGGGACACAAGGUUUUUAGUUCGUGUCUCUUACCUGGAAAUUUACAAUGAAGAAGUGAGGGACCUGCUAGGAAAAGACCAGACGCAGAGAUUAGAGGUUAAAGAGAGACCUGAUGUGGGAGUUUAUAUCAAAGACCUUUCAGCUUAUGUCGUAAACAAUGCAGAUGAUAUGGACAGAAUCAUGACUCUGGGCCACAAGAACCGUUCUGUUGGUGCCACAAACAUGAACGAGCACAGCUCUCGCUCACACGCCAUCUUCACUAUCACGAUCGAGUGCAGCGAGAAGGGGGUCGAUGGUAACAUGCACGUGCGCAUGGGCAAGCUGCACCUCGUGGACCUCGCCGGUUCUGAAAGACAGGCAAAAACUGGAGCCACAGGGCAGCGCCUGAAGGAAGCUACCAAGAUCAACCUCUCUCUUUCCACACUGGGGAAUGUUAUCUCUGCACUGGUGGAUGGCAAGAGCACCCACGUGCCCUACCGUAACUCCAAACUUACACGGCUCCUUCAGGAUUCUCUGGGCGGCAAUUCCAAAACCAUGAUGUGUGCAAACAUUGGACCAGCUGACUACAACUAUGAUGAGACUAUCAGCACUCUCAGGUAUGCAAACCGAGCCAAGAACAUCAAGAACAAAGCCAGGAUCAAUGAGGAUCCUAAGGAUGCUCUGCUUCGCCAGUUUCAGAAAGAAAUUGAAGAGCUGAAGAGGAAACUGGAGGAAGGGGAAGAGAUAUCUGGUUCUGAGAGCAGUGACUCUGAAGAGGAGGAUGAAGAUGAUGAAGGGGAGAUUGGAGAGGAUGGGGAGAAGCGGAAGAAACGGCGAGGCAGUAGCAGCAGCAGUAGUUCAGACUCUACAUGCUCUGUCAUAGAGAAACCUCUGGAUAAGUCCUUCACUAAUCAAGCAGGCAAAAAGAAAGUUUCCCCUGAUAAGAUGGUAGAGAUGCAAGCAAAGAUUGAAGAGGAGAGAAAAGCUCUUGAAACUAAGCUUGACAUGGAAGAAGAAGAAAGAAAUAAAGCCAGAGCUGAGCUGGAGAAGAGAGAAAAAGACUUGCUUAAAGCUCAACAAGAGCACCAGUCCCUCUUGGAGAAACUGUCUGCACUGGAGAAGAAAGUGAUUGUAGGAGGAGUGGACUUGCUGGCAAAAGCAGAGGAGCAAGAGAAGCUUCUAGAAGAAUCAAAUAUGGAACUGGAAGAACGAAGGAAGAGAGCAGAACAGCUUCGCAAGGAGCUUGAGGAGAAGGAGCAAGAACGCUUGGACAUCGAGGAGAAGUACACCAGUCUCCAGGAAGAAGCACAGGGGAAAACCAAAAAGCUGAAGAAAGUCUGGACCAUGCUUAUGGCUGCAAAAUCAGAGAUGGCAGAUCUCCAGCAAGAGCAUCAGAGAGAGAUUGAAGGAUUACUAGAGAAUAUUCGGCAGCUGAGCAGGGAACUUCGUCUUCAGAUGCUUAUCAUAGACAACUUCAUUCCUCAGGACUACCAGGAAAUGAUUGAAAACUAUGUUCACUGGAAUGAAGACAUUGGAGAAUGGCAGCUGAAAUGUGUUGCAUAUACAGGGAACAACAUGAGGAAACAGACUCCUGUCCUGGAUAAGAAAGAAAAAGAUCCCUUUGAAGUGGACCUUUCCCAUGUUUACUUAGCCUACACUGAAGAAAGCUUGAGGCAAUCACUGAUGAAGCUGGAGAGGCCAAGGACUUCAAAAGGAAGAUCCAGGCCCAAGACGGGUAGAAGAAAACGUUCGGCAAAGCCAGGAGCUGUCAUUGACUCUCUGCUGCAGUAGGUGUGACCUGUUCAGAAUUGCCGUAUAAAUCAGUGAGUGUGUAAGAUUGGGCCAGAAUAUGGAGUUCAAGAGGUGGCACAGUUUGGCUAUAAAAUCCAUACCUUGCUGGUAUGGAGCUUUAUUUUAAAGAAAUGUAUUUUUCCUUAGUUGCCCGUAUAUUGUAUGUUAUAUUAACAUAAUAUUAAACUGGUAUGUAUGAUGGUUGUGAAA